Molecule: messenger RNA, 2183 nt
Organism: Cylas formicarius (sweet potato weevil)
Lineage: Eukaryota; Metazoa; Arthropoda; Insecta; Coleoptera; Brentidae
Gene: gny
Product: dolichyl pyrophosphate Man9GlcNAc2 alpha-1,3-glucosyltransferase
Exons: 1
Coding region: 318-2000 (560 amino acids)
Biological process (GO): protein N-linked glycosylation
Cellular component (GO): endoplasmic reticulum membrane
Molecular function (GO): dolichyl pyrophosphate Man9GlcNAc2 alpha-1,3-glucosyltransferase activity
Source: RefSeq, a predicted model, not a curated record
AUUUUUCAUCCUCUUCUUCAACAAUGGCCUUACUUUCAGUGGUCUGUCAAAACAAGAAAUAUUUUCAUUUUUCCGGUUUACUGGCAGCAGUGGGUCGCCGUCUUAAUUUUAAGAGUCAAGUUAUGACUGUAACAGAACAACAACUAAAAAACAAGCUUACUCAAGAGUUGCCCGCUUCCUAUGUGGUAAGUCUUGUGUAAUUGCUGUCAAAAGUCUGAACUUUCCCGAAUCGAUAAUAAAUAUGUACGUUUCCACUUAAGCAUUGAUAAAAAACCAUCGAAUAAACAGUCUCAUCAUUAUUUUUGCUAAAAUGAAUCAUGUACUGUAAAAUAAGCAGCGAGAGUUGGCUAGUGUUAUUCGGAACGCUAGUAGCUGUAUUGUUAAGAUGUUGUACCACUCUGCACCCUUAUUCGGGUCAGGGCACGCCUCCGAUGUACGGAGAUUACGAGGCACAACGGCAUUGGAUGGAAAUUACCACAAACUUGCCUGUAAAGGAUUGGUAUCGCAAUACCACGGACAAUAACUUGAUGGUAUGGGGCUUGGACUAUCCACCUUUGACAGCUUAUCACAUGUAUUUGUGCGGAAGAUUUGCACGUGUGUUGAAUGAAAAUUUCACCAAGUUGCAUGAAUCAAGAGGACACGAAAGUGAAGCCCACAAAUUGUUUAUGAGAUAUACGGUUUUGAUGGGUGACAUGUUGAUAUUCAUUCCUGGAAUCAUUUUGUAUUACUACACGUGUGUUAACCUGCGUAGAAGUGAUGAAAAGAAAAACAAGAAGAAGCCCAAAGCUCUGUUAGGGUUAAAAAUAAUGGAUUAUUCAUUAUCUAUAGUGUUGGGGUUGUUAUAUCCAGGCAUAAUACUGAUUGAUCACGGUCAUUUCCAGUACAAUUCGAUCUCACUUGGGUUAUUUGUGUUCGCCACAAUUUUUUUACUGCAUCGCAAGAACAUUUUGGCAUCCAUUGCGUUUUGCCUUGCUUUGAACUACAAGCAAAUGGAAUUGUACCAUUCUUUACCUUUCUUUCUUUACUUGCUGAGCACUUGCGUUCCGAAGCCGGGCCAGAGCAGCCUCUCGGGCGUUUUGCAGCUCAUCAAACUGGGAGUGAGUGUCACGGCAACAUUCACACUCAUUUGGCUGCCUUUUCUAUUUAAUUCGGCAGACCUGUUACAGGUUCUACACAGGUUGUUCCCUAUUGCACGCGGAGUAUUUGAGGAUAAAGUGUCCAAUAUUUGGUGCACCCUCAAUAUCUUCUUUAAAUUUAAAUCUCAAUUUGACACCUACCAAAUGAUGAGAUUAUGCAUGUUUACCACCCUCUCUGCAAUACUUCCAUCUUGCGCCGAUUUAUUUCUGAGACCCAACCUCAGAAAGUUCGUUUUAUCCUUGAUCAACUGUUCCCUUGGGUUUUUUCUAUUUAGUUUUCAGGUUCACGAGAAAAGUAUCUUGCUGGUGGCGAUCCCUGUUCUGUUGUACUUUCCGUACGCGCCAUUUGUAUGUUUUUGGUUUCUGUGCAUUUCCAUCUUCAGCAUGAUACCGUUACUUAUUAAAGACAAUUUAACGGUCGCUUUAAUAGCCUUAACGGUGUUCUAUGCAGUGUCUUUUAGGGUGUCGGUAGAGCACGCCUUUAAAAACAUGUUUGCGACCAAUGAAGGCCUUUUUGAAUACUAUAGAAGAAUCCUAGAUCUCCUUUUCAACGUAGAAUCGAACGAUGCCGAUUUGGAGACUCUCAUAAAACUGACCUCGCAGAAAAUGAUUAAAAACAGACACGCCUUGUUUGCGUUAAUAUUCCAUCUAACCAUAUUUACAUCAUUGUGCGGUUGCGUGGCUCUUUUCGUCGCCAUCUUGGUCAUGGAACCGCCCCAAAAGUAUCCCGAUCUAUUCCCCUUGCUAAUAUCGGUUUAUUCUUGCGUCCAUUUUUUCGGAUUUUUUCUUUAUUUUAACGUCAAACAGUUCGGCAUCCCGCAAGAGUUUGAGGACAUCAAAAAUGUUAAAGUUAAGAGCUCUUAAUGAUAGCUUGAUUUGUAAGACACAAAUGUACAGACUUGUUAAUAAAAUUAAAUUUUAUUAAUACCGCCUCUUUCAAUUCAAUCUCUCUCGGUUGUUUUUAAACAUGUCUUUGAAAAAAAUAUCUCUGUAAAUGUAUUCUUCAACAGAGAAUGGAAUUUUCUGUUCUCUUGUUACUAUUUAUAA